AUAUUUAUCAACUCUUUUAAUGUAUUUUACUUUAUUUGGUUGAACUUCAAUAUUCAACUGUAAAAUCAACACCAUUUCGUUUUUUGAUCUCGUUCAAGUAGUUUGACAUCUAGCUUUUCAAAAUGGUGAUCAGGGAUGUAAACAAUCGAUAAAGAUUACUUUUAUUUCUAUGUAAUGCCAUUGUUAGUUAAUAAAAGAUAUAUUUAGUGAUAUCAUUAGGAACAACAUAUACGUUUCUCGUGCAUUACAUAUAUAGAAAGGAGAAAUAGACCAUCAAACGCUUCAUAAAUGGCGACUAGAAGUCAAAUUUGUCUUUUUUCUCACCCGGAAAUGGAGGUUGUUGCUGAGAAGAUUGCUCGAACAUGCUCAGCUGACGGUAAACAUGAGUUUGUCUCCCAGGAGAGUGAAAUGCUUACGCGGCAUUUGUCCAGAUCUUCUUCAUUCAAAGGAGCACUAGAGCCACGGUCUGUCUGUUUCAAGAAAUCAAUCAACUGGGGAAAAUUUAAUGAUGGCUUUCCAAAUCUUUUCAUAAAUGAUGUCAAAGAAAUUGCAGGAAAGGAUGUUAUUUUCCUUGCAAGCUUUCAUUCCCCUCAAGUUAUCUUUGAGCAACUGGGAAUCAUGUAUGCUAUUCCAAGAUAUUUGGCACGUUCCUUCACUGUGAUUCUGCCCUACUUUCCCACUGGAACCAUGGAGAGAGUAGACAAAGAGGGACAGAUUGCUACUGCAAAGACUUUAGCUGCCAUGUUGUCGCACAUUCCUAUGACAUCACGAGGACCAGCUCAGUUAGUCAUAUUUGACAUACACGCUCUACAGGAGAGGUUUUAUUUCUCUGAAAAUGUCAUACCUAGAUUAGAAUCUGCCAUUCCAUUGUUGCUACGUGAGAUGAGAAACCUUGGAGACAAGAAUAACCUAGCGAUAGCAUUCCCUGAUGAUGGUGCACAUAAGAGAUUUAACUCUUUCUUUCCUGGAGCUAGAUUCAUCAUAUGUAGCAAGAUCAGAGAUGGAGAUCAAAGGGUCGUCAAAAUAAAUGAAGGAGACCCAAUGGGACUGCAUGUGAUAAUAGUAGAUGAUCUCAUUCAAACUGGAGGGACUCUAAAAGAAUGUGGAAGGGCUCUGUUAAAGGCUGGAGCAGAUAAAAUCAGUGCCUAUGUAACACAUGCUGUGUUUCCCAAAGACUCUUGGAAAUCAUUUACAGGGGACAGUGUCAAGUUUGAAAACUUUUGGAUCACUGACAGUGUACCACAUUCAACACAAAUUGCACAACAUUCCCCGUUUAAACUUCUUUCGCUUAGUGAUGUGAUAGCAGACACGCUGUUAGUUAAUAUGCCAAAGGCUAAGGAUAGAGGGGAUAAGGCCAAUGGGCCAUAUAUCAGGAAGGCCAAAGACAAUAACAAUGCUAGUGAGCUGGUGGAUGAUGAAGAUUUAGAUGUGUCUAUGGAAGAGGUCCACUUGGAAUAG
Owenia fusiformis is the source of this 1458-nucleotide messenger RNA. The record is from the annotation of a GenBank genome assembly. NCBI's taxonomy places the organism in Eukaryota, Metazoa, Annelida, Polychaeta, Sabellida, Oweniidae.